AUGGGCCUCUACGAUUAUGUGCCCUCCUUUGCAGGAGCCGUGACUUUUGCUGUACUCUUUUCCUUGACGACAGUAGUACAUGCAGCGCAAUUGUGGAGAUCACGAGCAGGGUUUUUAAUUCCAUUCCUCGUAGGCGGAUUGUUUGAGGUGUUUGGGUACAUUACGCGCGCAUUCUCGGCCCACCAAGCUCCUAAUUAUGCGUCAGCGCCCGCAAUCGCGCAGACUCUCUUGAUCCUAGUUGCACCCUCGCUGUUUGCAGCCAGUAUAUACAUGGUAUUUGGGAGGAUAAUCGUGUGGUCUGAAGGCGAACUUUUGCCAUUGUUCGGCCCAGCUGGGUUACCAAAGUGUUUCUCAUCGGUGAUAUUGUCUCUUUUUUGCUCAAGGGGCUGCUUUACAAGUGGUGAGAGAUUGAUCAAAAUCGGCUUGGUCAUGCAGGUCAUAUUCUUUGGUCUUUUCCUUUUCUGCGCCGCUUUCUUUCAUUUCAGAAUUCGAAGACAUAUUGCGACCCAUAAACCCUCGUACGCGACGCCGUGGCAAUCGCAUCUCCUGGUGCUAUACAUAGCAAGCGUCAUGGUUUUUGUUCGAUCAAGCUUUCGCCUGGCCGAAUAUGUAGGGGGCCAGGGAGAUGUUCUGCUGCAACAUGAGUAUUAUAUAUGGAUUUUUGACACCACGCUGAUGUCCCUCACCAUGUUGCUUUUUAAUGUGUUCUAUCCAUUGACUUAUAUCUGCUGGUCUUGA
Messenger RNA from Aspergillus caelatus, 738 nucleotides. RefSeq names its product RTA1 domain-containing protein. Bases 1 to 738 code for a protein of 245 amino acids. NCBI's taxonomy places the organism in Eukaryota, Fungi, Ascomycota, Eurotiomycetes, Eurotiales, Aspergillaceae. Gene Ontology annotation, cellular component: membrane. The record is from RefSeq and is a predicted model, not a curated record. The transcript has 5 exons.